AAAUGCUGGUUAGUGUCUCCUACGAUUCGUUUAUUUGAAAAAGUGUUUCUACACACACGCAUUGAUAUGUUUCUGUGUAGGUCUGCUGUAGUAAAUCUGGUAACCGUAACAGUUUAAGACACUCGCCUAUAGUAUAACACAACCCUAAUUAGAAUAUUCAAAUGCGAUAUUGUCUUCACCUGGACGUUUCAAACAAAACCCCCGCUGUGUUUCGCUUGGUCUUAUUUUCCCAUUGUGUACGGUUGCUAGGCGACAGUGUUUAUAUGCGUGUCCACGUGUGCUACGGUCUGUUUCGUUUAUCGGACUAGAAGGUGCGCAGCUGAUCACUGGUGGACUGGUUCGGGAAGGUUUGUGUGAAUCGAUUCAACUCCAAAAUGGCUGCAGCAAAGGAGAAAGAGCCUUUAAACAUGGUGCACCAGAAUGCCAUACUGUGCGAAACUACCAGCAAGGAGCACAGGCAUCAGAAAUUAUACACGCAGUUCUGCAUCAACCCCUACACAAAAAUCCAUUCUUUGACUGGGAAGCCGAUGUCAGUACACACUGCCGUGGAUGAAGAGGAACCAAACUUUUUAAAAGUCAUCCACAGAAGCAGACUGGAGCCAAUGAAGAAGUACACCCACCCACAGACAGAGAGCCAGGAGAUUGGUUGGAAUACAACCCCUCUGAUUGAUUCGGACCGCACUGACCGAAGGCUGAACUCCUAUCGGAAGAACACAGAACUCACCAAUUACAUGGAAGCUGCCUGGCGCCUGAAUGAACCGAUCUUUCACUAGAUGAAUCAUCUCGUGCAAAGCAACGCAUUGGCCUGUAGCAUGUGUUCUUGUUUUAAUAUAAAGAGGGGGAUCUUUGACACCCCCGACAUCUGUCUAUAAAAGCUUAGAUUAAGAAAUCAAGUUUCAUUGUACAAAGCAAGUUACGACACUGUUUCCAUCCCAAACACCCAAAACUCAUUUGAAAUAAGACUUCCAUUGGGGCGAAAGAGUGACCUUUCACUGUGUUUAUUUAUACUUGGUUGGUACAUUUAGUAAAAAUUCAACGUGCAGACAGGUCAUUUCAGCCACUUUACCUAGUCAAGAUUAUUUACUCAAAUAAUCAGGUGUGUGUCAGCUAUGAAUCGUACACGCUUACUUGUGAUGUCUGUAUGUCUUCAAUUGAUUACCAACUGGAAGGUAAGACCACAACUCAGGAGGAAAAAAAAAAAAAGAGAGAGAAGCCUCUAAGCUGUUCCCUGCCGAUUUAGCAGGGGCUUGCUCCCUGCUUGUGCUGCACAGCCACUCCCUCCUGGGAUACCAGCAAGGCAGUCCUAAACAAACAGGACGGGGGCCGGGACAGUCAAUCAAUCGCUAGAUAAGACACUGGACAGGACUGUGCUCGUUACUUUAGCUAUGGACACAGGACCAAAGAACCAGUGAUGGACAAGGCUUGCAGACACAUGGGUUUGUGAACACUCGCUUCACGUUGCAGAACAAUAGACAACACAUUACAUUGUAAUGAUGGGACUUUGCUAAUUUGGGGGGGG
Acipenser ruthenus (sterlet) is the source of this 1519-nucleotide messenger RNA. RefSeq names its product cilia- and flagella-associated protein 144-like. The transcript has 4 exons. The coding region runs from base 375 to 773 and encodes 132 amino acids. The record is from RefSeq and is a predicted model, not a curated record. Gene Ontology annotation, cellular component: ciliary base. Lineage: Eukaryota; Metazoa; Chordata; Actinopteri; Acipenseriformes; Acipenseridae.